Molecule: messenger RNA, 2665 nt
Organism: Anopheles cruzii
Lineage: Eukaryota; Metazoa; Arthropoda; Insecta; Diptera; Culicidae
Product: paternally-expressed gene 3 protein-like
Exons: 4
Coding region: 91-1884 (597 amino acids)
Source: RefSeq, a predicted model, not a curated record
GUGAGCGGUUGGUGAGCUUCGAGUGCGUCGGUGUCCUGCGCUGAAAGUUGCCCGACAGUGGCUAACGAACAGUGUCCUUAGGGAAUCAUUAUGAAGCUUUUCGCUGCCCUUCUGACGGUGGCCAGUCUCGCAGCGUCGAGCUUCGCGAGCCCGGUACCGGACUGUCCGCCGAGCGGGCAUGUCGGUGGCUACGCGUAUCCAGCCCCCACCGUCCAGUUGUCGGUCGGUAAGGCCAUCAACUCGGUCAGCGUGACGCCCGGUUUCUCGUCCUACUCGGUCGACGGUGACGUCAAGUAUGCCUCCGUUGGACCUUCGUACAGUGCGUACGAAGCGUCACCGGCCUACAGCGCAUAUGGUUCGUCCGAAGCCGACCUGAAGCUGACCAGCUACGAGCCGGCCGUGAAGACGGUGGCCGCCGUACCUUCGGUGGCCUACGCCAAGACUGCCGGUGUCGUGUACGCGGACAAGUCCCCGGCCGCCACCUUCGCCUCAGUCGUCCCGUCUGGCAUUAGCUACGCUAAAACGGUAGCCGCCACACCAGCGUACGUCGGCUCGGUCAGCAAGGUAUACGACAGCUCUCCGGCCUACGUCUCGAACGCAUAUCUUCCGCCGGCGGUCAAGACCGUCGUUUCGGCUCCCGCCAGCGAAUACUCGUACGUGGCCAGUCCGGCAGUCAGCAAGUAUGUUGCCAGUCCCGCCGUGUCUUCCUAUGUCUCCUCGCCGGCUGUAGCAUCCUACGUAUCCACGCCGGCGGUGAGCAAGUACGUGGCCACACCGGCCGUUUCCAGUUCGUAUGUACAUGCGGCGCCCGCCGUUAGCUAUGCUGCUGCUCCAGCCGUUAGCUACACCGCAGGAUACGCUCCAGCUGCCAAGGUUGCCGCCUACUCUCCGGCUGCCACUUACGCCAGCUAUGCUCCGGCUGUGAAGGUUGCUUCCUACGCUCCUGCGGCCAGCUACGCCAGUUCGUACGCUACCACAUCCAAACUGGCUUACGCUGCUCCAUCUGCCCCAGCUGUAGCAAAGGUGGCCACCGCCUAUGGACCAGCCGUCGCUGCGUACAGCUCCGGUGCUGCUGUCUCCGGAUAUAGCCACGGAUCGGGCUACUCGGCGUACUCGGUUUCUCCGGCCGUCUCGAAGGUUGUCUCUACUCCGGCCGUCGCCGCCUAUAGUGCCGGUCCGGCUUACUCAUCUUACUCCGCUGGUCCAGCCGUUGCCGCGUACAGUGCUGUUCCCGCUGUCGCUAAGGUGGCCACUUACAGUGCUCCAGCCGUGGCUGCGUACAGUGCCGGCCCUGCUUAUUCGGCGUACUCUGCCGGUCCAGUGGUCUCGAAGGUUCUGACGACACCGGCCGUUGCUGCGUACAGUGCUGGUCCAGCCUACUCCGCUUACUCCGUCAGCCCGGCCGUCACGAAGUACGCAAGCUCUGCGGCCCUGGCUGGCUACGCCACGACCGGUUCUUCGCACGGAUACUACGCCGCCGGUCCGGCGCUAGCGACCGACCACUACGGAGGCUACCGUUACGCUGCUGCUGCCCCGGCCCUGGCCACGGCCUACACUGCUCCGGCCACCGUUGUCAAGACCGUUGCUCCGACCGUCGUUAAAACUGUCGCCGAAAAGUACCUGGAACACUACGACGAUAACUCACGCUACGCGUUCGAGUACGGUGUGAACGAUCCGCUGACCGGUGACAUCAAGCACCAGAAGGAGGAACGUGAUGGAGACGUCGUGCGCGGCCAGUACUCGCUGGUUGAGCCGGACGGUAACGUGCGCACCGUGGACUACUACGCCGAUUGGGCCACCGGAUUCCACGCCACCGUCACCAACAGCCGGGACCAGGUGCACGCAGCGAAAGUGCUAGGCAAGCGCGACACCGUGAAGGCGUAAGGCCGCCGCUCCAGCUUGCCCAAGCCAAACGAAAGUAGUGGUUGGUUCCGGUUGGGACAAUUGUUGCUUCACUGUACAGAACGGAGCACAGAUCGAUGAGCGAGAACGUUUCUGCGGACGAGAUUCCGAUAUGGUUGAAUCCGUUUGUGCUAGCCCUGACUUGAGUUAUUGUUAAUCUUGAUUUUUUUUUUAUAUUAAUUCUUAUCACACUACUAUCUCCUCAUCGCCUCUUUGCGUCCGGCCACUGGCCAUCGGCCCUUCUUGACCAGCGAGUUUUGUUUUGUGUUAUUAAUGUAUUUAUUGGAUGGCCAAGAUUGAGAAGGAACUGGACCGACAAAAGGACCGGCAUUGCACACGAACGAACACACACACAGGGCACGUCCACACACGGCUCGUUAAGCAAAUGCGACGAGCUAGGAAUGAUUUCAUAAAUUUGUGUAUUUUCUUCUGAAUUCCCUACCGAUUUCGGACUUCGAGUUUAGUCGCUGUAAAUAUAAAUCCACUCCAUUGUUUGUGACAACAACAUCAUGAAGCCCUGUACAUUCAAUCUUCAGUCUCAAUCUCAACAAUCUUGCGUUUAUGCCUUUUUUGUCACAAUUAUACUCAACGGUUCCCUUCUUCAUGGGUCCCGUCUUCUGUUCCAACGUUCCAUCGCGUUAGCAGGAACUCUCCAACAGCGCGCGGCCAGAUAUCGGGACGUGGUCGGGACGAAAACAGAUCCUCCACGUGCGCAACGGACACCAGGAACGUUGAAAAGCUGCAAAAACGUGUCAGCAUGUGA